This is a messenger RNA of Melanotaenia boesemani (Boeseman's rainbowfish), 1557 nucleotides long. RefSeq names its product tubulin alpha-1C chain-like. The coding region runs from base 147 to 1496 and encodes 449 amino acids. Gene Ontology annotation, biological process: mitotic cell cycle; microtubule cytoskeleton organization. The record is from RefSeq and is a predicted model, not a curated record. Lineage: Eukaryota; Metazoa; Chordata; Actinopteri; Atheriniformes; Melanotaeniidae. The transcript has 4 exons. Gene Ontology annotation, molecular function: GTP binding; structural constituent of cytoskeleton. Gene Ontology annotation, cellular component: microtubule; cytoplasm.
AGUAAAUAUAAAAGGAACAUGCACAGUUUAGGAGGUGUCAGGUGUCUCUUGAGCAAGACUCGUAAACGUCUUUCUGCAAGAGAUUACAGUUAGUGCCCUUCCCUAAUUUCAUCAUCCCGAGUUUGAAGCUUUUUCGUCGAGUAAGAAUGCGUGAGUGCAUUUCAGUACACGUUGGUCAAGCUGGUGUCCAGAUUGGAAAUGCCUGCUGGGAGCUUUACUGCCUGGAACAUGGGAUCCAGCCGGAUGGAAAGAUGCCCUCUGACAAGACCGUUGGAAAAGGAGAUGAUUCUUUCAACACCUUCUUCAGCGAGACCGGAGCUGGAAAGCAUGUCCCCAGAGCAGUUUUUGUGGACUUGGAGCCCACUGUCAUUGAUGAGGUGCGUACUGGAACGUACCGCCAGCUGUUUCACCCUGAGCAGCUCAUUACUGGCAAGGAGGAUGCUGCCAACAACUACGCCCGUGGUCACUACACCAUCGGUAAAGAAAUCAUUGACUCGGUUCUGGACAGAAUUCGUAAACUGUCUGAUCAGUGUACUGGUCUUCAGGGCUUCCUGGUCUUCCACAGCUUUGGUGGAGGUACUGGCUCUGGUUUCACAUCCCUGCUGAUGGAGCGUCUUUCUGUGGACUAUGGCAAGAAAUCCAAGCUGGAGUUCUCAGUCUAUCCUGCUCCUCAGGUGUCCACUGCCGUGGUGGAGCCCUACAAUUCCAUCUUGACAACCCACACCACCCUAGAGCACUCGGACUGUGCCUUCAUGGUUGACAACGAGGCAAUCUACGAUAUUUGCCGCAGGAACCUCGAUGUUGAGCGUCCCUCCUACACCAACUUGAACAGGCUGAUCAGUCAGAUUGUGUCCUCCAUUACUGCUUCUCUUCGUUUUGAUGGUGCUCUCAAUGUUGAUCUGACAGAGUUCCAAACCAACUUGGUCCCAUAUCCCCGUAUCCACUUCCCUCUGGCCACCUAUGCCCCUGUCAUCUCUGCUGAGAAGGCUUACCAUGAGCAACUAACUAUAUCAGAGAUCACUAAUGCCUGCUUUGAGCCAGCUAACCAAAUGGUGAAAUGUGACCCUCGCCAUGGGAAGUACAUGGCUUGCUGCCUCUUGUACCGUGGGGAUGUGGUGCCUAAAGAUGUCAAUGCUGCCAUUGCAACCAUCAAAACCAAACGCACCAUCCAGUUUGUGGACUGGUGUCCCACUGGUUUCAAAGUUGGCAUAAACUACCAGCCACCCACUGUAGUACCUGGUGGGGACCUGGCCAAGGUUCAGAGGGCUGUUUGCAUGCUAAGCAACACCACAGCUAUUGCAGAGGCCUGGGCUCGGCUCGACCACAAAUUUGAUCUGAUGUAUGCCAAGCGUGCUUUCGUGCACUGGUAUGUGGGUGAAGGUAUGGAGGAGGGAGAGUUUGCUGAAGCCCGAGAAGACAUGGCAGCUUUGGAGAAGGAUUAUGAAGAGGUUGGCACCGACAGCAUGGGUGAUGAGGCUGAGGGAGAAGAGUAUUAAACUGGAAUUUUCAUGUGAACCAUCUGCCUUUUUAAUACUGAAAUAAAAUGUUUCUAUAAAA